AUGUUAAAUCAAAAAGAUCACCCAUCAUAUUCAACCGAAAAGGCUCGUGAUGAUCAACCUGAUGAGCGGUUGUAUGAGUGCACAUAUUGCAAGCAUGGGUUCACUAAUGCUCAAGCAUUGGGUGGACAUAUGAACGUUCACAGGAAAGAGAAAGCCAAAAAUAGGGUUGAUUCUACAAACAACAAGAACAGCACUAGGCUAUUCGACUCGUGUUUGAUCACUAGCUGCAUGCAUGAUCAUAAACAAGAGAGGAGAACUCAGGAGUUCAUGUUAAGAUCAAGCCCUAUGAUGUGUGACAACAGUUUAAGCUAUGGAUCAAUGAUCACGGGUCCAUCUCAAGAGGAGAUGAGAUUGAGCUUAAGCUUAAGCUUACAGUUUGGUCGAUCACAUGAAGAAGAAAACAUUCAAGGGGGAAGUGAAGACGGUGAACUGGAUUUGGAGCUUCGUCUAGGGCAAGAUCGGUGA
This is a messenger RNA of Helianthus annuus (common sunflower), 465 nucleotides long. RefSeq names its product transcriptional regulator TAC1-like. The coding region runs from base 1 to 465 and encodes 154 amino acids. The transcript has a single exon. The record is from RefSeq and is a predicted model, not a curated record. NCBI's taxonomy places the organism in Eukaryota, Viridiplantae, Streptophyta, Magnoliopsida, Asterales, Asteraceae.